UAUUUUUUUUCAACAGAUUUAUAGUAAAGUUAGAGAUACAGACAGACAGACAGAUCCAGUUUGUCUUCUUCCCCUUUAAGUUGGUGCGUCUGCAGUCUCUCUGUGUGUGUUUGCGCACCUGACAUUCUGCAGCUGAGCGAGUGACCGCAGCGCCUUCCAACCACCGACCAAUCACAGGCGCGAACACAAACGCUGCCGUCUCUGAUUGGUGUGCGCUUCUGUCAAUCACAGCUCUGUGCUCAGAGGACUUGACUCGGCCGCUGCAGGAGAGACGCUGCUGAUGGCCUUCGAUCACCCAGGUGAUGAAUAUCCACCCUGUCGGUCCGCUCUAGGCCGUCCCCGACAUGAGACUAGUCCCACGAGACAACUGCCAACUUAAUUUAAGAGCGUGAUUCAUUAAAAUGGCUCUCAUAAUGGAAGGCACACACACAGUGCUGCGUCUGUACAAACCCAUCCAGGAGAUGUGUUUCAUCAGUCUUUACUUUCCUGCCCGGAGACCUCGAGCUUACUCACGUGAUGACUUUGCCUCGCACGAAGUCCAGCCUUCGUACAGAUAUCAGCGUGACCUGAGGGACGAAGACCUCGCCAGGACUAAACAAAGACACCAGUCUUAUGAAUCAGCUGCCAAAGUCUUCCAGUCCAGUGAGGCAAGAAAAGGAGCGAUCGCACAGCUUCACUGGCUGACCUCAGAACACGCUCAGUUGCUGACGGAUGUCUUGUCUUUAUGCGGUGACUGCGCAGACAGAAUCAGGAUGGGUAACCAGGACGGGAGACUUCUGGAGCAACUGGAAGGACAACAUCUCGGACGUGACGUUAGCAGCGGUCACCUGUCUUUAUCCCCGGAGUGUAAGAGAGCAGCCUCCAGGGUUCGCAGGUUAAAAAAAUUGGGUUCUAAGAGGAUGGACAGUGCAGAGGAGUUUUUACAGAACAAGAUGAAAAAGAAGGUGAAGAGCGUAACCACCUCAGAGUUUUCUGUAACCUCACUGCCCAUCCCUGAGGAGCACAAAGCACCUGAAGCAGAUACUCCAGGAUCCGGCUCUUACGUCAGUUUAUCCGAUGAGGCCCUUCUCCCCAUGGACGAGCACUUUCACAUCACCCACGACGGCUGGGAUUUCAUGGAGGAAUCUCGUGUGUUUGAGACAGAAAUGAGUGUCUGCUCUGAACUGGAGGAGUUUGAUAAUCGGCUGUGCCUGGAGUACAGAAGCGCCUCUUGUCAUUCAGUAGAUGAAGACUCUGUUCAGCUAAUGACCAGAGGAAAUCAUUUACAUCAGACUGAAGAAAACAGCAGUAAAUAUCAGGAGCAGGAGAAUCAGCCAUAUGACGAUGAAGCCAACCUCAGAGACAUUAAGUGUAAAGCUGUGGAUAAUCUAAGAGUCAAACACAUGGAGGCCAAAGAGAUUCAGAAAGAGACCGAACACUUCAGAGAGAGUUUUACUCAGGAACACGAGAGGAACGAGUCAUCAGAAACAAUGACCUUAACGCUAUCAUCCCCCAUUGAUGCUAACACAAGAACCUCAAACCUUCGCUCCUGGACCAAGAGUCCUACAUCGUGCUCUCUGUCUGGGGUUUUCAAUUUGUCUUAUCCUCCAACCAACACUCUCAUGAGUAUGUCACCCAUCCUGUCACCUUUAACCUCUAAACUGCCCAGUCCCCAAAUGAACCAUCGUAUCGUGUUGCUACCAGAGGAGGACGAGGGAAACAAACGCUCCUCUAGAGACGAGCACGAAACCACUUCAGAGGUUAUGGAUAAAAAUGGAAACCGCAGGAUGGUGACGAGGUUGGAUCUGAACCUGUGUGAAUCCACUGUCAUGAUCUCAGAAAACUCUGUGUUGCGACCAGAGGACAUCUGGAUGUUAGAUGGUGAUGACUCUAUUACCCAGGAGUCUUUGUGUCAUCCCAACAGACCUGAUCACCUGGAGUUCCUGAGAAUAACCCCUCCAGAGGAUGACAUCAUCAGUGACACUCCAUAUUACCCAAAACUUGGAGUAACGUCUGAGGUCACAUCUCCAUCAGAUGGUGAAGACAAAACCCCUGGACGUCUCCAGGCCGUCUGGCCUCCACCCAAACCCAAGGAUUCAGAGGAGAAGGUGGGCCUGCGUUACACUGAAGCAGAGCAUCAGGCCGCCCUCCUUCAUCUCAAGAGAGAAUCUAAAGAAGACCUGGAGAAACUUCACGCGGACUUUGAGCUGCAGAUUUUUCAGAUUCGAGGGGAGCAUGCGGAGACAGUGUCCCGUCUGGAGGCCGUCAUCUCUAGGAUGCAGCGCGAGCGGUCGUACAACAUCAUACAGGAGCGCGGUGAGAUGCAGGAGGUGGCCGUCUCGACUGAAGACGAUGUGCCGCCCAAAACCUUCCGAAACGUGUGCGUACAGACCGACCGCGAGACCUUCGUCAAAUCUCCUGAUGGUGACAUCACCAAACCAACGUUGAACACCAGCGGCAGCCUGCCCAAAAAACUGGACCUGGAUUCCAUCACGUCGAGUUUGGGUGUAAGUCCAGGAGCCCCCCCUCCUCCACCUCCUCUUCCUGGUCAGCCCUUUGCCCCGCCUCCUCCACCACCUCUUCCUGGUCAGCCCUUUGCCCCGCCUCCUCCACCACCUCUUCCCGGUCAGCCCUUUGCCCCGCCUCCUCCACCACCUCUUCCUGGUCAGCCCUUUGCCCCGCCUCCACCUCCUCCCUUACCUGGACUCGCACCUGGACCGCCACCACCUCCCCCCCUCCCCGGUGCCCCUCCACCUCCGCCCCCACCAGGUCUACCGGGAGCCCCACCGCCCCCUCCACCAAUGCCAGGCAUGGGGGCUCCUCCUCCACCUCCAGCAUUCGGGGGUUUUGGGUUUGGAAUGGUGGCUGAUAUAACUCCACGUAAACCGGCAUUGGAACCGGCGUGUCCCAUGAAACCUCUGUACUGGACGCGAAUUCAGAUUCAGGAUAACAAUAAUAACACACUCUGGAAUGCUCUGGAGGAGCCUGAUAUCGUAAACACCCAAGAGUUUGAGGAGCUGUUCUCCAAAGCAACUGUACAGGCCAAAAAGAAACCUCUGUCAGAUAAAUAUGAGAAGAAGACCAAAGUGAAGAAGCUCAUCAAACUGCUUGAUGGCAAACGUUCCCAGGCUGUGGGAAUAUUAAUAUCCAGUCUACACCUGGAGAUGAAGGACAUUCAGCAAGCUGUACUCACUGUGGAUAACUCUGUAGUUGAUCUGGAGACUAUUGAAGCUUUAUAUGAAAAUAGAGCUCAAGCUGAUGAGCUGCAGAAGAUCAAGAAACAUUACGAGACAUCUACAGAAGAUGAAGUGAAACUUCUGGAUAAACCUGAGCAGUUCCUGUACGAGCUCUCACAGAUACCAGAUUUCGCCAGUCGUGCUCACUGUAUUAUAUUUCGCUCAGUCUUUAUUGAUUCGGUGUCUUCUGUUCGGCGUAAGGUGGAGAUCAUCUCGACUGUCUGCUCGGCUCUUCUGGACAAUGACGCUGUUAAAAAUGUGAUCGGUCUCAUCUUGGCCUUUGGAAAUUAUAUGAACGGUGGAAACAGAAGUCGAGGUCAGGCCGAUGGGUUUGGACUUGAGAUUCUUCCAAAACUAAAGGAUGUCAAGAGCAGGGACAAUCGUAUAAGUCUUGUGGAUUAUGUGGUGUCUUAUUACCUUCGAAACAUGGACAAGGACGCUGGAACAGAUAAAAGUGUUUUCCCGCUUCCUGAACCUCAGGAUCUCUUUCAUGCUGCUCAGGUCAAGUUUGAAGAUCUUUCAAAGGACCUUCGCAAGUUAAAGAAAGAGCUGACAGCUUGUGAACAGGAGGUUCAGCAGGUGUGUGAGAACUCUUCAGAGGAGCAUCUUCAACCCUUUAAAAACAAAAUGGAGUUCUUUAUUAGUACAGCACAAUCAGAUUACACAACUGAAGAGAAGAAUCUACAAGCUGCACAGAAGAGCUUUCAGGACAUGGUGACGUACUUUGGACUCAAACCCAAGGCUGGAGAAAAAGAGGUUUCUCCAAAUUACAUCUUCAUGCUCUGGCACGAGUUCUGUAAUGACUUUAAGAACACCUGGAACCGUGAGAAUAAAAUCAUCUCCAAAGAAAGACUAAAAGAAGCUCAAGAGACCAUCCAAAAAAUCACAGCGGAUAAGAAAGUGGAGACGAAGAAGAUCAACGAAAACAGUCUGAAAGAACGACUUCGAAAGAAAGAAGCAGGUGUCUCCAGCUGAGAUCAAUCAAUCUCAUCACCAUUUAGACUCCUGACAUCAGACCUUCUAAUGACCAUUAGAUCUGUGACUGAUCUCAGAUCAGCGAUGAUGCUUUACAAUCAUUCACAUCAUAAUUAACCAACAUGUUUUAUCAUUAAAGUGAAUGCCAAGUAAACCUCGGUGUAAAGAGAGCAAAUACUGCGAUGAAGACUCAUAGAGAGAGAGAGAGAGAGAGAGAGAGAGAGAGAGAGAGAGAGAGAUUAGUGUUGUAAUGGGACUUAUAGGUCAUAUGAAUCAAUCCAACAUCUUCAUCUUUAUCUUUAUCAAGAGUGCCUCAUCUGUGCUUCAGUCACAGCCUCAAAUCAAUCCAUUAAAACUCACCCAAUGUACAGCUUCAAUGUUAUUAUUUAAACACAUCAUGGGCCAACGUGAUGAUAGAGAUAUUUCUAC
This is a messenger RNA of Misgurnus anguillicaudatus (oriental weatherfish), 4619 nucleotides long. RefSeq names its product formin. Gene Ontology annotation, molecular function: actin filament binding; microtubule binding. Gene Ontology annotation, biological process: cortical actin cytoskeleton organization; actin filament polymerization; actin nucleation. The record is from RefSeq and is a predicted model, not a curated record. Gene Ontology annotation, cellular component: cytoplasm; cytoskeleton; actin filament. Lineage: Eukaryota; Metazoa; Chordata; Actinopteri; Cypriniformes; Cobitidae.